Molecule: messenger RNA, 4699 nt
Organism: Ailuropoda melanoleuca (giant panda)
Lineage: Eukaryota; Metazoa; Chordata; Mammalia; Carnivora; Ursidae
Gene: PIGZ
Product: phosphatidylinositol glycan anchor biosynthesis class Z (Gwada blood group)
Exons: 3
Coding region: 498-2618 (706 amino acids)
Biological process (GO): GPI anchor biosynthetic process
Cellular component (GO): endoplasmic reticulum membrane
Molecular function (GO): alpha-1,2-mannosyltransferase activity
Source: RefSeq, a predicted model, not a curated record
GCAGUCCCGCACCCGCAUGCUCUGCUCGGCCAGCCCCGGGGGCCUGGCGUCCGAGAGAGGAGCCUGGGUUCCCGGGCACACGAUGAACCCCCUCCAGCCCUGGCUGUCGGGCAACGUGGAGCCAGUCCUCUGGCCUCGUCUGGCGGAAUGCAGGAGGGGCGGGGGGGGGAAGCGGCGCCCGCCGCGGGACUGCUUCCAGGGUGGAAGGCGCCGCAGCGCGCGGCUGCCGGGACCGAGGUGCGUCCCGGCUGAAACCGACCCUGCCUCUCUGGCCCGCAGAAGACGUGGCGGCGCCUCUUUCCUCCCGGACCUUCUUCUCAAGCAGGUCAUCAUAGCCUUAGCAAAUCCCCACCGACACAGAACACACAAAUUGUCAUUUUGAAGGACAAAAGAAGUGUGGCCUAGAGAUGUUGUGUUUCACUGUCCCUCGUGCUAAAAAAAGGCAGCUCCCCAGGCGUGGCGCGCCAAGUAGGGGGCUGCUAGGGGAAUGAGCCGGAAUGCGGGGAGGGGACAGCUCAAUCACUUCCCGGCGUGCCAAGGCCCCGGGGACACCUGGACCCUCCGUAAUCACCCUCCCCCGUGGCCACAGCCCACCCCGGGACCUCGGGACGCACUUGGGCAGCCCCGCCCGCCGGCGCACUCGUCUCCAGCCCUCUCCGCCCCGCCUGGCGCACUGCGUGGAGCGCCUAGUUCCCCGGCCCGGCAGAGCGGCGGCUGCGUUGAGGACACACCGCACUCCUCGCGCCCUCUGGUUGAGGCGGCUCGGGGCCCACCCCCAGUGCAGGCCCUUGGGGCGGGGCGGACGCCGCCAGCGCCGCAGGUGCAGCCCAGAGGCCGCGCGCGGCAGGAGCAGAUCCGUGGAAACAGCAUCUGUCGCGACUGAGAAGCCAUUCCAGGCUCGUGGCGCAGGGUCUGGGCAGAGGUUUGAUCUGAGGAUGGCACUGCGGGCGCUGUGGGGCAGCCUCGGCCUGAUCCGCCUGCUGUGGUGCCUCCUGCCGCAGACGGGCUACGUGCACCCAGAUGAGUUCUUCCAGUCACCCGAGGUCAUGGCAGAGGACAUCCUGGGCGUCGAAGCCGCGCGGCCUUGGGAGUUCCACCCCAGCAGCUCCUGCCGCUCGGUGCUCUUCCCCCUGCUGACCUCCGGCUGCGCCUUCUGGCUGCUCCGGCUCUGGGAACAGUGGGGGCCGUGGCCCGGCCCAGUGAGUGGCUACGUGCUGCUUGUGGGGCCCCGACUCCUCCUCACUGCCCUCUCCUUUGCCCUGGACAUGGCCGUGUAUCACCUGGCCCCGCUGUGGGGGGCGGAGCGCUGGAACGCCCUGGUCCUGCUGUCCGGUUCCUACGUCACCCUGGUCUUCUACACCAGGACCUUCUCCAACGCCAUCGAAGGACUGCUCUUUGCAGGGCUGCUGGUGCUGGUGUCCCCCCGGUUAGCUGGGAGCCCCCCACCCAGGAAGCCUGCUCCGGGCCCGUGGUGGCACAGCUGGCUCCUGGGGGGCAUUGUGGCCGCCGGCUUCUUCAACCGGCCCACGUUCCUGGCUUUUGCUCUGGUCCCACUCUUCCUCUGGAGCGCCUGUGGGGCAGCAGACCCUGGCUUCAAGUUGCUGGCGAAGGAGGCCCUGGCACUGCUCCCAGGGGCGAGCCUCGUGGCGGCGGUGUUUGUGGCCGUGGACAGCUGGUAUUUCUCCAGUCCGUCUAGAUCCAGUACCCUUGUUCUUACACCUGCCAACUUCCUGUACUACAACCUGGACCCUCAGAACCUGGCGAGACAUGGCACACAUUUGCGGCUCACUCACCUGGCAGUCAAUGGUUUCCUGCUCUUCGGGACGCUGCAUGCCCGGGCCCUGUGGGUGGCGUGGCAACAGCUGCAAGCCUGCCUCCGGGCCUUUGCACAAACGGGCUUCCUGAGGUCUCUGUGGCGCUGGGGCCUGCUGUCUGGCCCCCGGUCUCUCCUCCUCCUCUACUUCACGCCUCUGGCCCUGCUCUCUGCCUUUAGUCACCAGGAGGCCCGGUUCCUGAUCCCCCUCCUGGUCCCCCUCGUCCUGCUUUGUAGUCCACAGGCCCAACCUGUGACCUGCAAGGGCCCCCUGGUCCUCUUCAAUGUCCUGAGUGCUCUCUUCUUUGGCUGCCUGCACCAGGGGGGCCUAGUGCCCGGCCUGGGGCACCUGGAGCAGGUGGUUCAUGCCCCCGCACCCUCAAGCCUACCCACCCACUACACACUCCUCUUCACCCACACCUACAUGCCCCCCCGGCACCUCCUCCACCUCCCGGGCCCGGGCUCGCCCGUGGAGGUGGUGGACAUGGCUGGGACGGAGGACUGGGUCCUGUGCCGAGCCCUGAACAACUUCACCAGACAACCAGCCUGCCAGGUGGCAGGUGGGCCGUGGCUCUGCCGCCUUUUUGUGGUGACCCCUGGCACCGCCAGGCCUGCCAUGGAGAAGUGCCACUUUCCUCUCAAGAGCGAGACACUCUUGUUUCCCCACUUGACCCUGGAAGACCCACCAGCCCUGUCCUCUCUGCUGAGUGGGGCUUGGAGGGACCAUCUCAGCCUUCACAUCUUGGAACUGGGGGAGAAGCCUGACAAUGUGACAGAAAAGCCACUGCCCACGAUUCAGCCAUAGGUGAAGGCAGCACUCCACCUCCUGUGUGGGUAGCUAGGCUGGAACAGAGCCCUGAUUCUCUUCCUUUCCUUUCCCUUCCAGAAUUCCCACUACUGCCUCUCCUGUGCAUAGGCUUUGGCUGCUCUGCCUUCUGGGUAAGCUGGCACCCUUUUCCCCUUAAAGACCAAAGAUGUGACCAGUCACAACCCUGAUGCCAGGGUCCCCAAAGAACCUGGUGAGCCGAUGUCUGGUGAACAGCCUCAUGUCUGUUCCUGCCCUAUCCCUUCUAGCCACUGUUAUGUUUUGCUAUGUAAUAGCACCUGGUUAUGAAAAGAGAGAGAUCUGCUAAUGACAUUCCUGGAUGAUCUCUCUCAAACCUUCCAGGAUGCCUUACCUCUUGCCGUCAUAACUCUCCAGCUUCCUAGAUCACCGGGAAGGAGGCAGCAUGGUGAUGUAGAGAGAGCAGGCCGCUCAGAUUCCAGAGACCCAAGUUCUAGUCCCUGGUCUGCCUGCCAAUCACUGGCUGUGUGAUCUUCAGAGAGCCCCUUCCCCUCACCUAGCCUCAGUUUCCAAUCUGUACAAUGGGUAAAAGCAUCUCUGAGGUGUCUGCCAGCUAACACAUGUCAUGCCUUGGUCUGCAGCGCACGUCCCCUGGCUAAACAGGCGUAUCUGUCCCAAAGCUCUUUAAGCAGUGUGGGUGUGAGGGGGUAUUUAAUGGCACUCUGGUGGCUGCUGUCUCACCAUUUGGUUAUUAUCAAAACAGGGAGUUCUGGAACUUUUCUCCCCACUCUCUUCUACGCCUGUCCCUGAGAGAGGGGGUGGGACCCUUCUGCGUCUCACCCUUUAAGGAUCAUUCUCCUGGAUUGGGGAGCCCAGGUGUUCUCCCUCCUCAGCCUGCCCGAGUGGGAAUGGACAGCACACAAUGCUGUUAGGAGCGGGCUACUUCUUAAAUGCGGUCUGGUCACGCUCUACACUCAGAGCCCCUGUCAGAAACCUCUUCACAGGAUGGAGAGCAAACCCCAUGCCAAACCAGCACCUGCCGCUCUGGUGAAAGCCAUCACAGCCCCAGGCAGGGUGCUCCCCACAUCUAAGGGCGCCCCUACCGAUCCACUGGGAGCGUGGGGAGCUGCGGCACUCAGCCUUGUCUGCGUUCUCCCUCCUCAAAUCCCUACCACCUCCUGAGAAUAACAGGCACCCAGGCCACAGAAAUCAGUGAUCUGGACAUCGGUAGAGAGCUGGAGACCAAACCAACGCUAAUGACCAAGCCUGAGCACUCUUCUAGUCCUGUCUUCUGCGGGCUAAGGUUUGGGUCCACUCGGAGCAAUGGCCCUCCCAGUCGUGCUGCUCUGUGGCUGCUGCUGAUCUCGGUGCCACGCCCUCCUCAGGACUCCAACCCCAAGAAGACCAGAGUCAGUGAUAUGCUGGUAAAUGAUUAACAACCCAUUCUCUGCGGGCAGAAAAGCCCCGAUUUGUAGCACUGGCUGAUUUCCGUGGCAUAAAUACUCCCACCUUGGCUGAUUGCAAACUACCAAAAUGCUGCUACUGAACUCCAAGUUGGGAGGAGAUGCCAAUGAUCUCUCAGGAGCCAGUAAAAGUUGGCUCCAGCAAACUACUGGACAUUUCCCUCUUUCAUUCUGUAGAACCCAUUCAUGUCAAUGCAUUGCCCUUGCGGUUUAUGUUUCUAUGAACCUCUGAUUUGUCUUCCUAUCCCUAGUGCUCAGCAUCAUCUCUGGCACACAGUAAGCACUUAGUGUUUACUCUGCAGCCAAAGAUGGCUUUUCUGCCCAAGUGCCAUCUUGGAGACACCUGACUCUAGGGUCCCAGACUUGUUUGGGCCUCUUGGGACUUUUGCCUCUUCCCUCCCCCAGUUGGAUCCACAAUCUCAGAAUUCCCUGGAGGAUUUCCAGGGACUUGGUUGUAGCAGUCCAUGUAGAUUGUUGAUGGUCUGACCUCUAAUAAAUUUGUCCAUAAAGCGUUGCUAUCUAGGUCUGUGUAGUGUCGAGGGGUGAAUCUGAAUUGUCCUGCAAGAUAGCAGGAUGAGUGGCUUCCCUGCUUCACUUCCUGGCAGAACUUAGAAAAACUUGAAAAGCAUGUUGGGAGAU